This is a messenger RNA of Lactuca sativa (garden lettuce), 868 nucleotides long. Its product is annotated as GATA transcription factor 1. Gene Ontology annotation, molecular function: zinc ion binding; sequence-specific DNA binding. The record is from RefSeq and is a predicted model, not a curated record. Lineage: Eukaryota; Viridiplantae; Streptophyta; Magnoliopsida; Asterales; Asteraceae. Gene Ontology annotation, biological process: cell differentiation; regulation of DNA-templated transcription. Gene Ontology annotation, cellular component: nucleus.
UUCAUCCGUAUAUCCGUAAAAUACGCACGUCACACCUCCUGCUUCACCCCUUCUUCUUCUUUUCUUCUUCUUCUUCUUUCACUACAAAUGGCUUUGAACCCAAAUUCAGGUUUCAUAAUCGACGAUGAUCUUCUCAACUUCUCUUUCGACGAUGAUAGCAGACCUCCGUCUUCUUCCAUGGAUUUUUCAUAUGCUAACAGUCAAAACUCCGAUGAUUACAGCCGUUCGUUACCAGUAUUUGCAGAGGAAGAACUGGAAUGGUUAUCAAACAAAGAUGCAUUUCCGGCUGUCGAUACAUUCUUUGACAUCAUCUCCGUUGAUCAUCAAAUCCCUGUAUCGGUUCUUGAAAACAGUGGUAGUAGCGGUAGCCAUAGCAUCAGUCUUCAUGUUCCGGUUCGUAAGCGCUCCAGUCGUCGGCGCAGAGGUCGGGAAUGUUGGUGGUGGAAUCAAGUAAUACAACCGCCAUUCUCGUUGCCCAAACUACCGGCGACCGGCGGUGGUUCUGGUGGACUUGGUAGGAGGUGCCAACAUUGCUUUGCUGAUAAAACCCCACAAUGGCGGGCGGGUCCGAUGGGGCCAAAGACUCUGUGCAAUGCAUGUGGUGUCCGGUAUAAGUCAGGGCGGCUGGUGGCGGAGUACCGGCCGGCCAGCAGUCCAACUUUCUCAACUGGGCUGCAUUCCAAUUCUCACAGGAAGAUUAUGGAGAUGAGAAAGAAGAUGCAGGCUGGGUAGUUGAUAAGCUUUUUGGUGUUUGUUAGAAAUAGUUAGAUCAGGGUCACGAUGUUACUGAAUUUGUGUGUUCUUUUAGAAAUUCUAAUGAUUUUUCAAAUUACUUGAAUCAUUGAAUCAGAAAAUUGGUUGUAUGCAA